AUGCCGUCGAAAGCAAGCAGCCGACACCGCCAACCACUACCGCCAUCGCUGUCGUCGUCUCUGUCUACGUCUGCAGCGGCGGACGCAUCAAACUCGCGAGAGCACUUUUCCAUCGCGAGUUUCUUUGACGCUGCCAGUGCUCACCGAAGCAGUGGUGGUGGUGGUUACCGCGUUGGCUCAUUCUCGAAUGCAGCGCCGACACCGCUCUCUGACAUCCCGCGUGGGGGCCAUGGCGUUUCCUCUAGCGGGCACGGCUCUGGUGUGGCUUACCACCCACAGCUCCACCAACGGCCACGACAACAGCACUGGUCCUCCUCCGCCUCGGGGCAGUUGAACCCUUCUCACCCAAACGGUGACGGUGAGCACUACGAGCAGCAGCAGCAACACAGCGCCACGGCCGGAGACGUCUCUAGCACGCUCCAAGAGGUGCGGAGGCGUAUCAUCAGCGACCUCGAGGCAUCGCGAGAUGGGAGUUGCGAGUCGGCAGGGAAGCUGCACGCUCAUCAGCAGCGAGCGCUACGUGUGGCCUUUGGGGAGGAGUGGGUAUCGCGUCGGCGCGCGUCCCGCACAUCUCGCACCGCGACGGGUGACUGGGGCACAUCACCAACGGAUACACGGCGGUCGAAGUCGCAGCACACGCCUAACGCAGAAGAUGACGAAGACGACGAGCUCAUGGUUGCCUCGGUAGAGUUUUCACUGCUGUGCCCCUACUCUCGCCUCCCCAUGCGCUAUCCCGUGCGCAGUAAGGAGUGUAACCACCUGCAGUGCUGCGACUUAGACUCGUGGAUUGUGAUGCUGAGCAAAUGUCGCUCCAUGCGUGACCCGGUCGGGCCGUGCCCGGUGUGCGAGCGCCGCGUCAUUUCCUCCUCGCUGGAGGUGGACCUCUGGAUGAAGAGUGUCAUUGAUCAGAUGCCAGGCGGCACACACAUGGUGAUGUUGGAGCCAGACGGUGCCCUCCGCAAUGGCGACACGACCCGUGAGAGGCGCAAAGAGACGAUCAUGGAGGUGGUGGACGCGACGCAAGGAGACUACGAGACCUACUUUGAGGAUGUGGUGGACGGCGACGAUGAUGUCGUGGUGCAGAGGCACCCUACCGCCACGCCGGACGCUUCCAACAGCACAUACGCAGCGGUUUCAUCGGUCGGCUCGCGUCGCCCUCGCAGUAUAUCGCCUGCAGCUCCAGAAGCGAGAUCAGAGGUGUCGAGCACCGGUGAGGAACGCCGAGCCGGUCUGCCCCGACUCGUACAGGUCAAGGUAGAGAAAGCUACCAUGCUGACUGCUGAGGCUGAGGCAGCAGCAGAGACGCCGCCUUCUGUUUCUGCUUCUCAGGAUGACGGAGGCGUCGUUGUCGUGCACUUUGUUGAGGGCCGGCACGACGGACUGCAGGCGUUGCCUAGUCAAAUCCGGCUCUGGGUGCUACACUGCACCCAAUGCGGGGCGCCGCGGGUGAAGGUGGAAGAUGGCUUGGUGCAGGCCUGUCAGCAGUGCGGGCACAACGCAAAGGGCAACUGGAACCUUGUCCGCCGCUUCGAGGCGUCUUCUAGUGUGUCGAUGGAGCUGGUCCCCGACGGCACGCUGGUGCUGCAAGGCGUCGACCUCCUUGCGCCUUACCUAUAUCGCGCUGGCUUCUAUCGCAGCCUAUUCGAAGUGAUGGAGUACGCCUCCGUCGCUGAGCGACGGCAGCAGCAGUACCAACCGCCAGCAGAUGUGUGGGUCUCAUCAUUUCCGCUGAGUCGCUUCGAGAUCGACUUCCUGGAGGCCUGCUGUGCCCGCAUCGCCCAGGGCGAGACGCUCGAUUCCAUUGAGUCGCUGAUUGUGCCGAACCUGUUUCGCAUACCUCGCCGGCGCCGACCAGAUGGCAGUGGCCAGAAACACUUCACACAACUGUACCACGGCAGCGGACGAUACGGUGGACUGGACUCGGCGACCGCGUCGCAGGCUCACAGAACUACAUCGCUCACCCGAGCGGAAGGCUCACGUUUGACGUGGUGA
Leishmania braziliensis MHOM/BR/75/M2904 is the source of this 1992-nucleotide messenger RNA. RefSeq lists its product as hypothetical. Gene Ontology annotation, biological process: protein sumoylation. Gene Ontology annotation, molecular function: SUMO ligase activity; zinc ion binding. The coding region runs from base 1 to 1992 and encodes 663 amino acids. The record is from RefSeq and is a predicted model, not a curated record. Lineage: Eukaryota; Euglenozoa; Kinetoplastea; Trypanosomatida; Trypanosomatidae. The transcript has a single exon.